Molecule: messenger RNA, 1281 nt
Organism: Aureobasidium pullulans EXF-150
Lineage: Eukaryota; Fungi; Ascomycota; Dothideomycetes; Dothideales; Saccotheciaceae
Product: NAD(P)-binding protein
Exons: 1
Coding region: 107-1219 (370 amino acids)
Molecular function (GO): nucleotide binding
Source: RefSeq, a predicted model, not a curated record
ACUUCUCGGUGCCCUUCACUUCUUGUGCAGUCGUUAGAAUUACUCUCUGAUACAUCUUGCUUGCCCACCUUCGCGCAAUAAAUUUUGUCCUUGCAUACCACUCAUCAUGACUAAGAUUGGUGUCGGUUUCAUCGGCCUCUCUGCAGGAGGUGGUUGGGCCUCAGCAGCGCAUCUACCAUACCUCAAGUCGACCGACAAAUUCGAGAUCGUCGCCCUCACCAACUCUUCCAAGAAGAGCGCUCAAGAAUCCAUGUCAAAGCACCACAUUGAGAACGCCGAAGCCUACGACUCCGUGGAAGAAAUGGUCAAGAACUCCCGCGUCAACCUCGUAGUUUGCGCCGUUGCCUUCUUCUCCCACUAUCAAUUGGUCAAGCCCGCCCUGGAAGCUGGAAAAGACGUCUAUGUCGAAUGGCAAUUGGGAGCUACCACGAAGGAAGCCGAGGAAUUGACAAACUUGGCGAAAGAGAAGGGAGUCAGGACAUUCGUUGGUCUUCAAGGGCGAGCUUCCCAUCUCAUCAGUACAUUGCAGACUCUCCUCAGCGAAGGCGGGAUCGGCAGGCUGCUCGUAUCGCAGAUGUCUGGAAGCGCUUGCACGCCGGAGACAGGCACGAAGUUGCCGCCACGAUACUCUUACUUCAAAGACCGCGAGGCGGAAGGGACGACUGGGCAAGUCAUGCUGAACAUUUACAUCGGCCACACUGUUGAUUACAUGGCUGCGGUGAUCGGCGAACCGGCUACCGUAUCAGCGGAACUGAAAACGACAUGGCCGACCAUCGAUCUCGUGGACGACGAUAAAGUCCUCGAAACAGGCAUCACGAAGACUGCAGAUGACUAUGUUUCCCUUCACGGUAUCACUGCAAAUGGCACAACAUACACCUACAACAUGCGUGGUGGUGACGCCUUCGCCCCAGAUGAAGGAUUUGCCUGGGACAUCAUCGGCGACAAGGGACAAAUCCGUGUCACUGGUUCGACCAUUAUGGCAAAUUUGGGAGCCGAGGAUUACAAGAUCAGAAUCAAGGUUCACACGACUAGGAAAAUCAGCGAUGUUGAGUUGGAUGCUUGUCUUGAUUUGCCUCUGGCUGCACAGAAUGUUGGAAAGUUGUAUGAGAGUUAUGCGGCUGGUGAUUCGCUGUGUACAUUUGAGGAUGCUAUUCAGAGACACAAAUUUUUGGACGGAGUCUUCCAAGCUGCGGACAAGGGUAAAGUUGUCGAGAUAUAGAUUUGUAAACAAAUCACCCACCGAAUAUCUUUAGUCAAUGAAAACGAACAGAGAGCAACGAA